Spizellomyces punctatus DAOM BR117 is the source of this 240-nucleotide messenger RNA. RefSeq lists its product as uncharacterized. The transcript has a single exon. NCBI's taxonomy places the organism in Eukaryota, Fungi, Chytridiomycota, Chytridiomycetes, Spizellomycetales, Spizellomycetaceae. The record is from RefSeq and is a predicted model, not a curated record. The coding region runs from base 1 to 240 and encodes 79 amino acids.
AUGCCGGAACUGACCAUGUCGGAAGAGGUGCAAGGAGAUGACCAAACAACUGGAUCCUUCGGAUAUGAGUCCCUACUCACGGCAACGAUGUCGCGAUGGUCAGAAACGGAAGAGCGGGUGUUGAAUGAGCAUGAGGACGAGAUGACAGCGAUGGGAACGUUGGAACCGUCAACUUCUACCAUCAGCGGCGGGGCGUUCUUGACUCUUAAGGAAGAUGGAACCUGCCGCAUGGUGUUUUAA